AUGCGCUAUCUGCCAUGGAUACCGGCACUGACCGUCUUCCUGGCUGGCCAGGGAGCCGUCUCUCAGAUCCAGUUGGAUGUCAGCGAUUCUAAGUCUAUCAAGAAUGCGGCCGCGACAUCGGCAUACAACAUGAUGAGUAACUACCACGGUAACGAGUCCGGCCAAAUCCCCGGAAAGCUUCCCGAUACCUGGUGGGAAGGGGGCGCGAUGUUCAUGACUUUGAUCCAGUACUGGUUCUGGACGGGCGACACCUCCUAUAACGAGGUCACAACUCAGGGCAUGCUCUGGCAGAAGGGCAACAACGACUACUUUCCCGCCAACGAUAGCAACUUCCUGGGAAACGACGACCAGGUCUUCUGGGGCUUGGCCGCAAUCACCGCGGCCGAACUGAACUUUCCCGAGGAGGACGGGCAGCCGUCGUGGCUGUCGCUCGCCCAGGGCGUUUUCAACACGCAGGUACCGCGCUGGGACACUACCGCUUGUAAGGGAGGCCUGCGAUGGCAAAUAUUUCCUUACCAGGCGGGGUAUACAACCAAGAAUGCUAUCUCAAACGGCGGUCUGUUCCAACUAGCAGCCCGGCUAGGUCGCUAUACCAACAACGAGACCUACACCGAAUGGGCCGAGAAGAUCUGGGACUGGAGUGCCACCACCCCCUUGCUGAAGAUGGAUGAAUGGACCAUCGCGGACACGACGACCAUGGAGACCCAGUGCACUGACCACGGCGAUCUUCAGUGGACUUACAACUACGGGACUUAUUUAAGCGGGGCCGCAUACAUGUACAACCUGACGAAUGGCGGAGACAAAUGGAAGAAGGCAAUUGACGGCUAUCUUGGGACCACGCUCGACAAGUUCUUUCCCAAGGAGUUUGGGGGAAAUGUGAUGUCGGAGAUUUCCUGCGAACCAAACAUGAUGUGCGACCGCAACCAGGAUUGUUUCAAGGGGUUUCUCUCCUCUUGGUUGACUUUCAUGACGACCAUCGUGCCUCAUACCGCCAACCAGAUCAUCCCGAAGAUUCAAGCUUCAGCCCAAGCCGCGGCCAAACAGUGCUCCGGGGGCAGCACGAAGACUCAAUGCGGACGCCGCUGGCACCAAGACAGCUGGGAUGGUUCCAAGGGACUAGAGCAGGACAUGAGCGCGCUGAGCGUCUUUGCAUCGGCCAUGAUUACCCACAAACAGGAAAGUCAUUCCCCGUUGACCUCGGACACGGGCGGCACCAGUAAGAGCGACCCGACUGCCGGUUCCGGUCCCCAGAAGCAGCCGAACACUCCCCGACCGAUCACUGGAGGCGACCGCGUCGGCGCGUCAAUCCUGACGGUCGUUGUCGCCGGUGGCUGGGUUGCAGCAGUAGCUUGGAUGGUCUAUGGCGGGUGA
Messenger RNA from Aspergillus melleus, 1371 nucleotides. Its product is annotated as glycoside hydrolase family 76 protein. Gene Ontology annotation, molecular function: mannan endo-1,6-alpha-mannosidase activity. Bases 1 to 1371 code for a protein of 456 amino acids. Gene Ontology annotation, biological process: fungal-type cell wall biogenesis; carbohydrate catabolic process. NCBI's taxonomy places the organism in Eukaryota, Fungi, Ascomycota, Eurotiomycetes, Eurotiales, Aspergillaceae. The record is from RefSeq and is a predicted model, not a curated record. The transcript is spliced from 3 exons.